This is a messenger RNA of Scheffersomyces stipitis CBS 6054, 1239 nucleotides long. It is a transcript of the gene CRH11, whose product is annotated as transglycosylase. Gene Ontology annotation, cellular component: fungal-type cell wall. The annotation marks the transcript as partial. The record is from RefSeq and is a predicted model, not a curated record. Gene Ontology annotation, biological process: carbohydrate metabolic process; fungal-type cell wall organization. Lineage: Eukaryota; Fungi; Ascomycota; Pichiomycetes; Serinales; Debaryomycetaceae. The transcript has 2 exons. Gene Ontology annotation, molecular function: hydrolase activity, hydrolyzing O-glycosyl compounds; glycosyltransferase activity.
UUGGCUUCCACUGCAUCUGCAGCUUGCAACCCAUUGACUACUGGAGGAUGUCCGGCAGACCCUGCCUUGGGCACAUCCUUCAGAGAAGACUUUCAAGAAAGCAUCGGUGAAUACUUCACAGUUUUGGACACACCUGGUUCAGUAACAUUCGGCGACGAUGGCGUUGAAUUGACCAUCAAAAAAAGAUUCGACAACCCUUCAUUUCAGUCUAACUUCUACAUCAUGUUCGGUAAGGUCGAAGUGGUGAUGCAGGCUGCUGAAGGUAAGGGGAUCAUUUCUUCAUUCUACUUGCAAUCAGACGAUUUGGAUGAAAUCGAUAUCGAAUUGUUUGGUGGUGACGGGUACGAGUUCCAGUCGAACUACUUCGUCAAGGGUAACACUGCCACUUAUGAUAGAGGUGGAUACCAUCCUACAUCGUCUAAUCCACUCGAAAACUUCCACACCUACACCAUUGAUUGGACUGAAGAUGCUUUGACCUGGUCCUUGGACGGAACAGUAGUUCGUACCAUUCCAAAGGACAAUGCUCAAGGUUAUCCUCAGUCUCCAAUGCAAAUCUUUGCUGGUAUCUGGGCUGGAGGUGAUCCAGACAAUGCUGUUGGUACUAUAGAAUGGGCCGGUGGUCUCACGGACUACUCGCAAGCUCCUUUCUCCAUGAAGAUUAAGUCUGUGGUUGUUUCUGACUACUCCACUGGUGACUCCUACUCUUAUUCGGACAAAUCAGGAAGUUGGGAAUCCAUUGUAGCUAAAAAUGGAGAAGUGAACGGAAGACUUCAACAGGGCCAAUCUGACUUCGCUACUUUGCAAUCUGGUGGAUCUAUUGUUUCUGACUCUUCAAGCUCUUCUGAAGCUACUUCUUCUGAAGCCACUUCUUCCGAAUCCACAUCUUCUACUUCUACCACUACAUCUUCUACCUCCACUACUUCCACGUCAUCCACUUCUACCACGUCAUCUACUACAUCGUCAACCUCAUCUACUUCUACUUCAUCUACUACACUGUCAACCUCUUCUACUUCUUCUACUUCUUCAACAUCCACUACUUCUACAAUCUCAUCCACAUCUACCACAUCUACAUCGACCUCAUCCACAUCUACAUCGACCUCAUCCACAUCUACUUCAUCCACACCUACCUCGUCCUCUACAUCGACUUCUACUACGAUCACAGAAAGCGCUACUAAAACCACUUUGGUCACUUCCAGAAAGGAAGCCUCGUCCACAUCUACCGCCAGCCAAACAUCAUCU